Molecule: messenger RNA, 1201 nt
Organism: Diatraea saccharalis (sugarcane borer)
Lineage: Eukaryota; Metazoa; Arthropoda; Insecta; Lepidoptera; Crambidae
Source: the annotation of a GenBank genome assembly
AUGGUAGAUCUUCUGAACACUAAAACUAGCAGUGCAAAGAAAAAGAGUUGUGAGCUAACUAACUCUCUUGGAAAAAGGGCAAACGUCCAAUGUGUCGUUUGUAAACAGAAGUAUCCUUAUAUAGUGCGGACAGGAAGUGGAGAGGAUUAUAUAUGUUCCAGGUGCAAGAAGAAUGAUGAUAAACGUAGUGUUUGCAGAAAGUGUAAUAUAGUCAUGCCUCACAGGCUGAUGAGAGAGCAUAUGGAACUGCAUGCUAAAGCAGAAAUGAGAAGGAAGAGCAGAGUUGGCCUGCCGCAAAAGCCUUCUCCAAUGAAACACCAGCAGAUGCUUAAAAAUCGCAGCAUUCCAAAAUACAAAUGCCCUGUUUGCCCCAAAAGGUAUAUGACUGCGCAACAUUUAGCCGAACACAUAAAAUGUAUGCACGGCAAGAAGUCGUACUGUGAAAUAUGUGGGCGAGAUUUGAAAAAUAAUGAAACUUUCGAGAAACACAUAAAAAAUCACGCUGAGCAAGUGGCGGAUUAUAAAUGUCCACCGAAGUCUAUAAGGAUGAAACAGACUUCGAAAACGCACCACGUUGCGCGGGAGAAACGAUGUGAUUGACCUCUUCGAUGUGGCCGGCGAUAUCAGCACUAUUUUAAUACCACAGACAAAAUGUUUUUGGUUUUUGUUUUACAAAUGGGUUUUUUCAAAGUCAGAUUUUUAUUUUCCCUUUUUAUCUAUAUUAAAAAUUUGCUCUACCAUAAAAAAAUAAACUAAUAAACAUUUAAUUAUUGAACAUGAGGUAAAUUAAACUCUCAUGUUCCUUGUUUGAUGUUCAUUUAUUUCCACAUAUACACUUAACUAUACUAAUGUUGACAAUAAAAGCGUAUAAUCAUGACCAGUGGUCGGAAUUAGGUAGAGUUAUUCAUGUACUUACACUGAUUUCAUACAGUGAAAGAAUAAAGUGGAUAUGCCUCAAAUCCCGAGAUUAAUUUUAAAGAGCAGAAAAAAUCCCGUGAUUUUUUAAAUAAAAAGUUUUUUACUUUUACAAAAUUUAAACUACUGCACGCACGACGUUGCCAAACUUACAUCAAUGAAAGAAAGAAAUAAAGAAAGAAGAAAUAAAGAAAUCCCGGGAAGGUCCACAUUAAUAUCAAUAUUGCGAUGCAAAUACAUAAAUAACUCUACCUAAUUCCGACCUCUGAUCAUGACAGACAGUUUU